AUGGGGCAGUCACUUUGCAGUGGAACGAAGCUUCGCGCCAAGCUCUCAAGCCAAAAAUGGUCGUCUUCCAGGUUCUAUCUAUCGGCAGAGUUGAAUGGGCUGCGGCACUAUUUCGAACCAGCAGCUUACACACAGCUGUUCCAGUCAACAGCAACAUCGACUCCUACUAAAUCAUCAGCUUGUUACGCGUUUGCCAAUGGCAGCUUUGGGUUCCCAGAUAAGAUCUUCUCACUACCGUCAGCAAGUUCUUUGCAAUUCAUGAGGUUAGAGUCUGACGGGCACUUGAGGCUUUAUGAGAUGCAGGAACAAAACUCACCGCGGAUGUUGUUAGAUGUAUUAAGCACAGUGGUUGCCUUCUGUGAUUACCCGCUGGCCUGCGGUGAUUAUGGCGUUUGCAACAGUGGGCAAUGUUCGUGUCCUAGUUUCAGCACACUUUCAGGUUCCAAAAUGAACGGCUUCCAGGUUCUGGAUGCAUACCCUUAUCAGGCAUCUCCUGCGAACACGCUCAUGACCACAAGCUCAUACCACUGA
Molecule: messenger RNA, 531 nt
Organism: Miscanthus lutarioriparius
Lineage: Eukaryota; Viridiplantae; Streptophyta; Magnoliopsida; Poales; Poaceae
Source: the annotation of a GenBank genome assembly